AUGACAGCUAGUUGUCGUGUGACUAGCUGUCAAAGGUUCGGAGAGGGACAGCAGGGACAGCAGGGACAGGCCGGGACAGGGUCACCACACCCUCUCUGCUGCUGCUGCUGGCCUGCUGCAAGUCGUAACCACCACCCAAACAGGUAUAGAUCCACAAGUAAGGUAGAAGGAACUGUGACCGGAGAUAAGACAGCUGAAAGGAAAAUCCCGAGGCAGAUCGGCAUCUCGGAGGAUGGCAUGAGCGAGGCUGAUGAUCCCGGAUUGACAGCUUGGUAUACUAUUUUGAGGAUGGAUCGGAUGUGCCAUUGCAGGGAUUCGAUGUGUUUAUCUGAUGGGAUGACUGAGAUGUACACAGCAUGUAUGGCUGCUGCGUGGCUGCAUGUGAAUAAUCCGACAGCACCCCGUAGUGUUCAUGAGGUCCAAGCUCCCAAGGUCCAAGCUCGCCAGAACGAUGAGACAGGUUCCAUACCCAAACGUUCUGGAACAAGGCAAUGGAUCGCAGGCGCCACUAGGAUCCAUGAUAUGAGAAAGUCCAAAGGCCGAAACGACAGGGGAUCGUGGUUAGGAGAGCCGCACUGUUCCGCUGAGUCAUCGGAGGGACGAGAGUGA
Messenger RNA from Aspergillus niger, 609 nucleotides. RefSeq lists its product as hypothetical. The transcript is spliced from 6 exons. NCBI's taxonomy places the organism in Eukaryota, Fungi, Ascomycota, Eurotiomycetes, Eurotiales, Aspergillaceae. The coding region runs from base 1 to 609 and encodes 202 amino acids. The record is from RefSeq and is a predicted model, not a curated record.